UACGGUUACACCUUUAUCUACAAGGAGACAGUGCAGGCCUUUAUCAGAGACCUCGAGCAUGAGGCGGCGGUAUACAAGCGUCUGGAGCGGAUCCAGGGCGUUAAUGUGCCCGUCUUCCUAGGGCCAUCGAUCUUCGGUCGCUCGCUUAAGAGGGUCUACUACUAUAACCAUCGGGUAUACAUUACGCACAUAACAUUCUUAUCGUGGGAGGGAAACUACAUCGAUGAGAUUGAA
Fusarium vanettenii 77-13-4 is the source of this 234-nucleotide messenger RNA. RefSeq lists its product as uncharacterized. Lineage: Eukaryota; Fungi; Ascomycota; Sordariomycetes; Hypocreales; Nectriaceae. The record is from RefSeq and is a predicted model, not a curated record. The transcript has a single exon. The annotation marks the transcript as partial.